GCUGGCUGUUUCGCUGAGAGAUCUCACUGCCUUCCGCACACCUGUUAGCUGCAACCACCUGACCGAGCACCAGAAAAAGAACACGAACGAGAGAGACUGGAUAUGGACCUUUACGCAAUCAUCACUGCUGUUUUGCUUCUGCAACUGCAAGGUUUUCAUGUGGCCUUGCUCCAGGCACCAACAAACUCUCCAGGACGUAUGAUUGAUCAAAGUUGGCUUCGUCAAUUGGUCAAAUCCAAGCUCAACAAGACGUCACAAGCUCAGUCCAAUGACAUUGUUGAUAUGAACCAGGAGGGUACUGAGUCAACAGAUGACUCUGCUUGGGCUAUCACAGAUAGCUCCGUGUCAUUUAGUGGGGAACAGGAUGACAUCCAGGACACAAAUGAGACUUCAGGUGGUGUGACGAUUGGCACAGCAAUGCCACCAGGGUUGCCAGAUGCUACAGCAGAGGACUCUGAAUCUUCAGCGACCACUGUUGAAUCUCCACAAAUCACUGUUGCACCAGAACUCCCAGUGAGUGUCGCCUUAAACUCAAGCCAAGUUUCCAAUGCAACUGGAGAGGACAGUGGAUUCCAAACUACCACCACCACUCCAAUCACAGAAAACUCAAAUGGCUCUAAUUCCAUGUCCAAUGACACUGAAUUAAAUGAGACAACCACAGCUCCAGACACCAAUAGCACAGAUGAGGCCAGUCCAGAUCCUGAUGCUGAGAAUGGGGUAACCAACAGUACAGAGGACAGCCAUAAUGUAACGACUGCAGUACCAGAAGUACCAGAGCCAUCCAGUGAACCAUCCACAGCUUCCCCCACCACAGAGCUCCCCUUGGACUCCCCUGGGACUACAACUGCCAAAAUCAUCACACAAACUACAACAACCACAGGUCCCAGCACAACGACAUCCAUGAUGGAAACUGGUGCCGCUUCAGGGAACAACUCUGCGAGAGGCUUGGCCUCAGAUGCAGUGCAGAACAAGAAGAGGAGUGAGGCAUGGGGUGCCAUCCUGGGCACAGGAGUGGCAGUGUGCUUCGUGGCGAUGGUGGUCUAUGUCAUCCUGAGAAGGAGAGGCCGAUGGAAUUUCACACACAGGAAGCUUGUUGAGGAAUUCCCCUCAGACCCAGUUCCACGACUGGACAACAGUGAGCCUUUGGACUUGAAAUAUGAUGGUUCAGCUUACUACAAUCCUGGACUCCAAAUGGACAACAUCCAAAUGGCCAACUUUCCACGAGGACAUCAAAAUUGAAAAGGACUCCAAGACUAACCUUAAACACUUUAAAGAAGACUUUCAUAUACAAAAUACUUAUUGAGACACGACAUACGCAUUAACGUGCAUAAAUCUCUAUAGCAGAAUGUUAAGUCAUGGAUUUACUGCACCCUAAUGCAUUGGUUAUGUGGGCUUAGAGCCAAAUUAGGGGUGUACUUUUUUGUAAACUUUGGGAAUUUAGAAAUGUGUUAGGAAUGUAUUAAUUAUUAUUUUGGAAAAUUAGAAUUAUUUGUACACACCUGAUUUAAGGUUAUGUUGUGUUUUUAUUUCCAAAAUUACAAUGGUUUCGAAGGAAAGUUUAGAAAUUUGCCGGCAAUAUUCCCAUUCUUUGUUACCCCUAAAAUGAAUACCAACUCUACGUAAUUUAGACGUCCACAUAGUUCUUGCAUGGAUCUCAAGUUUGGAUUCUAGACACUUCAAUACAGUUUAUUAUAGAAGUAGCAAAAGGCAAAAUUAAGACUUGAUUGUCUGCUAUAUUUCCAAGAUGGUUUGACAAAGGGAACAAAAAAUGUCUUAGACAUGAAGACCUGCACUCAAAUAAGGUUAUUUCUGUACCUUAUUCUAAAUUACAAUUAAGCCACAGGGCAACUCAAUAUAAACAUUAACAUACUGUAGUAUCAAUUUUUUUAAUCAACCCAAAUGAGAAGUUAUUAUACUGUACCUCUGUUUAUUACAUCCUCACUCAAGGCGCUUAUAUGUAAAGAGAAAUUGCCACUGCCAUUAUCUUUAAUGGCUGACUAGUAAAGCCAGGACAAGGAAAUGGUCCAAUUCACACACUUAUCAACAGAACAUCCCUGGUACUCACUAAACACAAAUGCUUGGUUU
Coregonus clupeaformis (lake whitefish) is the source of this 2085-nucleotide messenger RNA. RefSeq names its product mucin-15-like. NCBI's taxonomy places the organism in Eukaryota, Metazoa, Chordata, Actinopteri, Salmoniformes, Salmonidae. Bases 103 to 1239 code for a protein of 378 amino acids. The transcript has 4 exons. The record is from RefSeq and is a predicted model, not a curated record.